Messenger RNA from Effrenium voratum, 6397 nucleotides. NCBI's taxonomy places the organism in Eukaryota, Dinophyceae, Suessiales, Symbiodiniaceae. The record is from the annotation of a GenBank genome assembly.
AGCUGCUCAAACUUACUCCAUGUGUCGAUGGGAUGAGUGCGUAUGGCAUUGCGGAGCUUCUUCGCAAUCCUCGCGGUGGGCCUGGGGCAUGUCAUUGACCAGUCCAAGUGUGACUGCUGCGAUGAGUACACCUUGCACGCCUACGCGGGGGAGCUGAACCGGCACUGCUUCCCGGCGGCCUUGCUGUCCGAACGCCAGGACCUGAUCUUGGGGGAGGCCGGCGAUGGCAGCCCCUCCGUGCCGCAGGAGGCCCUGGAGAUCCUCUGCGCCAGCGCGCUGUGCCGGAGCUCCGUGCUGCGCUUCUGGGCCCGCGUGCGGGGCUGCUCCGAGAGCAGCGCCUGGAAGCGCUACGGCCUCGCCUGGGCGCAGGCGAAGCUGCGGUGCAUGCGGGUGGAGGAGGCGCAGUACCAAGUGCUGAUGCAGGCCACCUUUGCACGGGACGUCGGCGGAGGCACCGACUCCGGCACCUUAGAGGCGACGGCCUCCGCGGUGAAGGAGGCCCUGCAGAGGUCGAUGCAACCCCCAGGUGGCGCCGCCUUGACUCUGCGCGUGCAGCUGGCGCUGGCGGCCUAUGGCCCACCCGUGGAGCCCCCGAUGCGCUUCGCGCUGGCGACCCCUGAGACCACCCGCUGCCCUCAGCUGGUGACCGCCUUCCCCUGGGACGGCGAGGUCAACGUGGAGCCCGGGCUCCGGUACCUGGUGCUGCACCUGGACCGCUGCGUGCAGGGCACCGAGGCCACGCUGCUGGGCCGCGGCAGCGCCGCGGGCCGCGCGGAGGACGGCCGCGGCGCCGGGCGGCGCCUGGCCGUGCUGCCUGCGCUGACGGAGGAGAUGUGCUCCAGGGAGGUGAUCCGAGCAGUGCUGCCGUCGGGACACACGCUGCCGGGAAGGACGCUGAUCUUUGAGCCCGAGCGGCCGCUGUCUGCAGGCUGCUGCUACAGAUUUCAUCUGGACAGGGAGGCAGUGAAGGCCUGCAACAACCAGCACUCCUUGUGCCAGGAUCUCAAGGUGGACUUCUGUGUGGAGUGGCCGUCGCCACGGCCCGUUGGGCACUUGGAGGAGGAUCGAUUCUUCCACAUCGCCUUCAGUGUGCCGGUGAAGCUCAACGAGACCAACGCCAAGGUUCGCCUGGAGGCCGGCCCGGAGCAGGGGGACAAAGUCACCGCCUGGUUCCUGCCGCACCCCAGCGAUCAUACGGUCUGGAUGACGGCGGACGGGAAUUUGACCCAUGGCCAGGUGGCCGAUCACUCCGACGGCUCCGGGCGCCUGGAUGGGCAGACCGUCUACUGCGCCCACAAAGCCCGCGGCGAAGCGGGGAACGGCCAGAGCUGCAGCGACUCCAGGAGCUUCGAGGUGGACCUUUGCUCCGUGGCCACCAACUGCCCGGACCGAAAGAGCCUGCCCUGCGGCAUGGUCUUGCGGGCCUAUUUUCCGGCCGGGCUGGGCAUCAGCGAAAACGUGGGCUCCAGGCAAGACACCCAGAGCUUCCGCACCCGGCCCUGCGACCCGCCUCACCUCUUGAACUCCCUGCGCCUGAGCGAUGAUGGGGAGACGCUGUACUUCUCCUGGUCGCAGCCCGCGGAGGUGGCGGAGCCCGGCGCGAAGAUCUCCCUGUGCCGGGCCGGGGGCGCGACGCGCUGCUUCCUGGAGAAGACCGUGGCGGACCCAGAGGUGACUCCGUGCAUCACAGGGCCGGACAGCUGCAGCGAGUGGUCCUUGGACGUGCGAGGGCUGAAAGCCUGCGGCCAGCUGAGUCUGCAGGUGGAGGCGGGUGCGGUGCGUGCCUUAACCCACCCGCUGAGCUCGUUCGCUGGCCUGGCGCAGAUGACGCACCCCGUGCCCUGCGGGUCUGGGAGUUUGGCCUACGACGAGGUGCCGAAGCUCCGGUGCCUGGAGCUGACGGACCCGGUGGUGCUGGUGCCUGGGCAGUCCAACGCCAACUUCCACGGGGAUUUGUUGGCCACCCAUGUGGUGCUUCAGGCGGCGGACACGCGGGGCGCCUUCCUGGCCGCGCUGAGGAAAGGGCCACACACCACGCCCUGUGCCAUCGUGCCCAAGGUGGCCAUGAAGUUCUGGAGCGGCGAGGAGCGCAUGAUCUUCGAGUACGUGCGGAAGGGGGGGCAGCUCUAUAGCAUCGGGGGCCACCAGAACCGGGCACUGCUGGAGGUCUUCGGCCUCACGGCGGCGCACGGCCACUCGGGGAAUUUGCAGUUCUUGCAGGACAUGGGCGGGGAGGCCGACCGAAAAGCGGAGAAGUGCGGAUUUCUGCCAAAGCUGCCGGUGCUGAAUUCCAUGAGCUCCGUCAAGCUGGGCGCCGAUGCGCGCGCUCAUCACUUUGGGCAAGUGGUGCGCGGCAAAGGUCUCUACGCCGCAGAAGAGACCUACUCGGAGUACAACAGCUUUGGCGUGGUGGAGGUGGAAGUGGGUCAUGGGGUGCUGGACUACUUCGCCUUCGACUGGUUCGACGAGGUCCAGGAGGACCGACGGCCCUGGGCCAUGCAGUUCGCCCUACUGGCCCAGUGCAACGCAGAGCACCGGCCCCACGUGUCCGCAGCUCCAGCGCAGCCACAGGCUUGGCCGGGAGCUCCCGGGGCCGGAGCUGCCGCGCCGUCUGCGGUGGCCGCGGCCGCGGCGUACCCCGUGGCGGCGGGAGGACAGCCAUUUGCCCCGGAUCAGCAGCCCUCGGCAGAUCAGUACGCGCAGUAUGCGCAACCGGGCCGCUUGUUGGCGGAAAAGGAGGAGCACCCGGAGUUGAAGGCGCUGGACGCUUGGGAGGCCGCCAGCCCGGUGACCGGCGAUCCCGUGGAGCCGGAUCUGGAGAUCUCCAUCGCCAUGCCCUGCGAACUCCAAGGUGAGCCCAACUGCGAAAAGGUGCGCCAGACCAUGGUGCAGCAGCUCUUGGAGGGCUCGGCCUUCUAUGAGACGCUCCAGGACGGCGGCAUCCAGUUGGAGCUCUCCCACUUCGCUCCGCCCCACGUCAUCCGAGUCCUGUCCCGGUGCCCGCCCUUGGAGGACAUCGCGGAAGGUCUGCUCUACAUGAACGCCGCCUGUGACUUUGGGGCCGAGGGCCAGGACCGCUUUACCAGCUCCACGGCCUUCUUGCGAAAGCACCUCAUCCAGUCGCGGCUGGGGGUGGAGGUGUUGACCAAGGAGCUGCGGCACCAGGUCUGCCGAAGCCCCCUUUGCCGUGGCCACGUGCUGCACCUCCGCAAGAAGCUCGAGGGCUGUGAAGACCUCGGACACGAGGUCCACGCCGCGUCGGUUUCGCGGAUCGUGGGGGCGGUGGCUUUGGGCAUGGAGAGCUGCCUGGAGGUGCACAGCGUGGUGCAGGGGGACGCCACCCACGGCGAAGUGGCCGGCGAGUCGGGCCGAGCGGUGGGAGUGUGGUCCAGCGACAUGAGCGAGGUGAACGUGGUGCGAUUGCAGGGCCUGGACACGGGCAGCCCGGCGGAGAUGCGUGCGGUGGAGCACGGGGCGCGGCAGAUCUUGGCGAAGGAGCUGAAGCUGCCCUUCUUCGCCUUCGAGGAGCGUGGCGGGAGCUUCGCGGAUGUCUUUGACCCACUGCUGGGGGGGCCCAAUGUCUUUGUGCAGGACCGGAACUUGCGCGUGGCCGCGCAGCUGACGCCCCUGGUGAGCUCCGAGCCCUUCGAUGAAGCGGUGGGGCUUCUGGAGGGCGAGGACUUGCCCAUCCACCAGAGCCCCAUGUAUGAGACCCAGCAUAACCUGCAGAUGUUGGCUCUGCAGCCGGCCUGGGGGCAGCAGAACGUGGACCCCUCCUCCCUUCGCCUGCGGGUCAUCUUCGAGGAGAUCGUCACGAAGGACGACCUCUCCGCGGUGAUCCGCGUAUUCCCAAAAGCCCUGCGGGAGAUAUGCCUCAGUUUGCAGGCGGACGAUCCCUUGCAAUGGCAGCGCUUCCCGACCCAAACCGGCCUCGGGGACCUCGAACCCGCGGAUGGAGCACAGGACCCAAGGGACGUGGAGUCGCUGCCCGUGGGCUUCCUGUGCCACACGAUCUCCGCGGGGGACGAAAGUCGGGUGCUGGCCAGCGGGGAGGUGCUGCAGCUGGAGCUGAGGCACCCGCUGCUGCGGAACACCGAGUACGUGGUCCAGCUUCCGCCACGCGUGGUGAAGGCAGCUAUGGGCAGCACUCGCUUCCCAGGGGCCUUGUGGGCCGGGUGGCCGGCGGAUGAGGGCCAGGGCAACAAGGAGUACGUCUUCAGCACGGGGCUGCCCCUCGCGUCCAACGCGCGCCUGGCCUUGGCGGUGAGCUGCGGCUCCGAGAAGGAGUGCCGCAGAGCGCGGAAGCUGCUCAGCGAGACAGGCAUGGCCGACCUCGCUUUGAGGGCGAAGUGCUACGCCUUGUGGUGGCGAUGCCACCAGGACCCCAUCGCGCCCAAGCACUGCGAGCGCCCCAGCGAGAUGUCUUGGUGCGACGUGGGGGGCAGCUGGUCACCGUCCUGGGCGCCACCGCGAGAGGAAGAGGAAGAGGAGGAGCUGAGUGGAGUGGCAGACCAGGCUGUGUCGGAGAUGCAGUCCAUCACCUUGCCCUCCUGGGUGUACAUUUUGGCGCUGGUGGCCUGGGUGCAAGGCACCUUCGCCACGCUGCGGGGGGCCUGGUGGGUGGCCGAUUUGUACGUCCAGAGCCGGGACUUCGACCCCUUCGUGGCCCAGGGCACCCGCAGUCUGCCCCUCAAGGUCUGCGCGGUGGCCAUGGGCCUGCCGCUGCUGACGGGGCUGCUGGGGGCGCUGCUGGCGGCGCCCUUGUUUCGGCUCACGGCCAGGGACAACUGGCGCUCCGGGCUUGGGGGGUCCUCGGCCAUGGUGGAGGCCGGGCGCCUGCACGAACAGCUGGCGGCCUCCUUUACGGCCACCAUUUGCGUGAGCGAGGCGUGUUUGGCGGUGCUCAGCUACAGCGUCAUCGCAAGGUUCAAGAGCUGGGUGGCGGACAAGGGCCAGCUCCUCGCCAUCUUCACUUUGUGCUGCGCCGGCGCGGGCGCCGCCGGGUCCGCCUGCGGCUGGGUGGGCGCAUCCGAUCUCCACCAGAUGAACGACCCCAGCGAGGGCCUGGCGUGGGACGUCUUCGUGCUGCUGCUGAGCGCCGGGAUGGCCCAAACUUUGUCGCUGGCGCUGAUGCCCUGCGCCAUCUUCCUGCUGCUCUGCGAGACCCCAGGAAUCGGAGACAUCCUGUCCUACGCGCUGAAGUUCCAGGCCUUCCAGUGGCGGCAAUGGUUCGAGCACGGCACGGGACAGGGCCUCUGGUCGGAGUUUGUGCUGCUCAUCGCCGAUAUCGAGGUGGACGAAGGCUUCAUCUCCAACAUGCUGGACAUGGGAAUGGACGACGGGCACCUCUUCAUCAAGUUCUACUGCUCCGCGACCCCCCACGAUGUCUCGGCCACCCGCAGUCACGCGGUGCGCUGGGAGGGGGAUCAGUCAGGCGCCCAGACCUUCGAUGGCGAGGACAUCUUUGUGAACUUCCAGGACCCGUUGACCCUCUUGCGGGUGGACGUGAUGUUCCAGGAGGAGACGGCCUCGCGCCCCGAGUGCGUGGCGACCACCAUCUGGGACCCAUGGGUCACUCCGUUGCUGGACAAAUACUUCGAGAACUUCAAGCUGUGCGACGCGCGGGCGAACCACGGGAGCUUUUGGAACCCGAAGGAUUUGUUCCACUCAGAUGGCCGGCCCUUGGACGGGGUUUUCCUGCAGCUGGAGCUCAACCUCACGCGACACCGCACGGAGUGCAUACCGGAGAUGGGCUCCCUGCGCUUCCGGGCCACCCACCUGGGUGGCUUUGGGGGCGCCCGCAAGAGCCGGUCCGAGCCGGGGGUGAAGCCGGAGCGGCUCAUGGCGCUGGGCGACACCAUCCAUGGCAGGGACAACAUCUUCAACAGGCGUCCUAUCGUGGAGGUGCAGAAGUGCGACUUCUACGACGGGAAGUUCCGGCGGUCUGUGGAAGAGGAGGAGGAGGAGAGGAAGAGGAUGGCGCAUCGCCAGCAGCUGAGGCACCAGCUGCUGCACGAGACAUCCUCACCUAUGUCCCCGCACUCGGUGAGGUCACCGCAGUCGCAGAUCUACUCCCCUGCGAGUUCGCCCUUGUCCAUGUCCCCGGUGUCGCAGAUGCGGCAGCCAUUGACCGGCGACACCCGCGACCCAAGGUACCCAGGCGGCCCUAUGGCCGGCCCGCCCAGCCCUCUGCCCAUGCGGCAGAGUCCCCGCUGGGUGUCGCCGGGCGCCUCCCCUGCGCGGACCCUGGAGCCGGCGCCGGCGGUGCAGUCGCCAGCCUCGCGUUCGCAAGGGCGGCGCGAGGAGGGCGGCCAGGGCUUGGGGGACUGGCUGAAUGACACCCUGGACUCGCUGGGGCUCUAGGAGAGGCUAGACUCACUUCCCGAGUUCCUGAACU